AUGGAGUUGACCUGCUUAUGCUGCCUAGCCGAGGCAACUCUCACGUAUAAAAUGUCUGCAAGAUGUGAAUUCCGGGCCGACGAAUGCAACGAUACGAAUCCAUCCAACAGCAUGAUACAGCUGGGCGAACUUUACGCACAACUCAUACAGCUUCCAUCGAAAAAGCUACUAUCGGAUAUUCAACUACUGUACGAUGAUAUUUGUUCCCGAUGCGUGGGUAUGCUGAAAGACUUUUAUCGAUUCCGGAUGCGAGCCAUAAAGGCAUACGAAGAGCUGCAGACCAAAGCGAAUAUUGCUAAAAUUAUCAACAGUUUAGAGCAAAGCAGUGCGGGUAAUGAAGAGACGGAACAAACUAAGGAAUGUAUAGACAAAACUAGCGAAAAUGUCAACAUUCAUCGAUUGCAAAGCUCUGGUAAUACGGACACAGGGAAGUUCGCUUGUACAACUUGCCAGAAACAGUUUAAGAACAGGAAACUGCUUACCAGACACGUGGAAAUUCAUUCCAUCACCAAAAAUUAUAAGUGUCAGUACUGCGAAAUGCAAUUUGCAGCAAAAGCAUCAUGUUAUAAUCAUGAGUUGAGAAUGCAUAGAAAGGCACCAACGCAACGAAAUGGAAAGCAGACACUAGUUUCAAACAAAAAACUUUCAAUUGCUGUUAAGAAAAGAAGAUUACACGAAACAAGCAACGAAAAACCAGAACAGCCACCAAAGAAGAAUUCUCGAUUUCCAUGCGAUCUUUGUUUAAAAAGUUUCACUAGAAAAUCUUCGCUAAACGAUCAUAAGCUGGUGCUACAUGCUGGCGUGCGACAACACGUUUGUCACAUAUGUAACCGAUCGUUUGGGAAGGAAAACUCGCUCAAAACUCAUAUGGUGCUGCAUGUUGGGAAAAAAUAUCGAUGCAAGCUUUGCAGUAAAUCAUUCGCCAAAGGUAGCUUCCUGCGAAAGCACCUCGAGGAGCACGAAUUGCCAGAGAGCAAACGAAAGCACACGUGUGGGGUUUGUUCGAAAAAAUUUACCACCAUGAGCCAUUUGAACGAUCACGAGCUGAUUCAUAGCAAUGAAAAGCCUCAUAAAUGUAAUCAUUGUGAACGAAGCUUCCGUCAGAAGCAGCAACUGAAGGUGCACACUUAUCAACACUUUGGCAAACCGUUCCAGUGCACUUAUUGCGAUACGGCUUACACAUCCCCGUCGCGACUCCAAGCGCACGUAAACAAACACCACCCAAAGCGGGAGCAAAUAUGCGCGAACAAAAGUGGCUUUAGUGCUGGGGGCGAGACGAGCACUGUGCUACAGCCCGAUUUUGGCGAUAAAGCAGUAAACGAAGAAAUUUUGAACGAAAUUUGCUAUCAGAUCAAUUCGAACCCAAUCAUGCUGGAAAAUAUAGAUGCGGGUGGUGUGAAUCUCAUCUGCAACGAGCCAAUUGUCUUCUUAAACGAAUGA
Molecule: messenger RNA, 1440 nt
Organism: Anopheles marshallii
Lineage: Eukaryota; Metazoa; Arthropoda; Insecta; Diptera; Culicidae
Product: zinc finger protein 558-like
Exons: 1
Coding region: 1-1440 (479 amino acids)
Biological process (GO): regulation of transcription by RNA polymerase II
Cellular component (GO): nucleus
Molecular function (GO): zinc ion binding; RNA polymerase II cis-regulatory region sequence-specific DNA binding; DNA-binding transcription factor activity
Source: RefSeq, a predicted model, not a curated record